Molecule: messenger RNA, 1469 nt
Organism: Homalodisca vitripennis (glassy-winged sharpshooter)
Lineage: Eukaryota; Metazoa; Arthropoda; Insecta; Hemiptera; Cicadellidae
Product: SUMO-activating enzyme subunit 1-like
Exons: 2
Coding region: 173-1195 (340 amino acids)
Biological process (GO): protein sumoylation
Cellular component (GO): cytoplasm; SUMO activating enzyme complex
Molecular function (GO): SUMO activating enzyme activity
Source: RefSeq, a predicted model, not a curated record
AGAUUGCAAUGCUUUUGCAGCUUGACUGUUAACGCUGCAUUAGAUCUGUUUGGUUUGGUGCCGGUAAGCGUUUUGUUUAUAUUUGUUAUAGGACGAAAAUUCAUCAGAGUUGUUUUCAUUUACGGUUAAACUUCGUUGGGAGCUGAAAUAUUAGAAUACAUAAUUCUUCAAAAUGGUGGAAGCAAAUCAGUCCAAUCUGACAGAAGACGAAGCUGACCUGUACGAUAGACAAAUACGACUGUGGGGUCUGGAUUCUCAGAAGCGACUUCGAGCAUCCACCGUUCUUCUUAUCGGUCUCAAAGGCCUAGGUGCAGAGUUCUGCAAGAACGUAAUCCUUGCAGGAAUAAAAGCUAUCACUCUUAUGGAUGAUGGCGAUUCAACACAAGAAGAUGCUUUCUAUCAGUUUCUCAUUCCUCGAGACCAAAUAGGAAAAAAUCGGGCUGCUGCUUCCCACCUAAGAGCUCAACGCUUGAACCCAAUGGUGGAUGUGAAAGUUGACAAGGAAGGCAUCGACAAAAAACCGGAUGAAUUUUUUACUCUGUUUAAUGUUGUAGUGGCAACAGAUUGUAAUCUAGAGCAGCUCCUUAGAAUCAAUAAAAUCUGUCACAAAGCAAAUGUAAAAUUCUACUGUGCUGAUGUGUUUGGCUUUUAUGGCUACUUGUUCGCUGACCUGCAAACACAUGAAUAUGGGGAGGAGAAGAAUGUGGCGAGGAAUGUGGCUAAAGAGACUGGCAAUAAGAAACAGAAACUAGAAGAUGUUGAGUUUGUUAAAGUCACAGUCAAGGACACACUGCAGUAUUCCCCGCUGCAAGAUAGUUUGGAAGUCACUGAGAAAAUCAAAGAAAUGCCAGCCAGAAAAGCUGCUGACACAAUUCCAUUCUUCCUUUUGAAGGUUCUGUUGAAGUUUAGAGCAGAGCAAGGACGAAACCCGCAAGCAUCUUCACGAGUAGAGGAUCUUGAGCUGCUUAAAAAACUUCGUGAUUCUGAAAUGAAAGACAUUGGCUUAAGUGCAGAAAAGGUUCCUGAUGAGUAUCUCUCAUCUGUAUUUUCACAAGUGAGUCCAAUUUGUGCCAUCUUGGGAGGAGUGUUGGCUCAUGAGGUCAUCAAGACUUUGUCUCAGAAGGGAGAACCUCACAACAACUUUUUCUUUUUUAAUCCAGUCAGAAACCACGGCAUUGUUAUUAAAAACUGUUGAGGUUGUGAUUUUAUACUACAAUUACAUUUUAGUUUUAAAAAUCAACUACACAAGCUAGUACAAGGUUUUUUUUUAUUCAACUGUGUUGAUGUGAAUAUAAUUUUCAGUGAGUGUAAAAUACAUUAAUUAUUUUAUAAGCAAAUUGUAAAAUAAGUAAUGAAAUCAGUAGGAGUAUAUUGAAAAUCAUUUUGUACUCAGCUUGAUUUAUUGUCUUCACAACUCAUUUUAAAAACUAUUGUCUUGUUCAUUGUUUUGUCAAUACAUUUUUAUCAAA